AUGGACUUGUACCUUGAAUUCGAGCAGGAGAUGCUGCUGAAUGUGAUGAAUGAAAACAGCCUCACAAUCACCUCAAAAGGCAUCGCCAAUGACCGCCUGCUGUUGAAUCUGGUGCGCGUCUUCUCUACCUCAUGCAAACUUGUUCUGGUAAUUGGCGCCGAUCAACCCGAGGAGGAAAGUGUCAUCAUGCAGAUGACGGAGAUUCUGGAAAAGCAGUCUUCGAAUGAUGUCGACGAGAAUUACGUUCCUCCAAAGCGAAUUGUCUGUGAGCCUGGUCAGGCGGCAAAUCGUCGUGAUAUUUACCUCUCCGGCGGUGUGAUGUUUAUCACCACUCGUAUUCUCGUCGUUGACAUGCUCACCAAGCGACUGCCUUUCGAAGCCGUGACCGGUUUUAUCGUCGUGAAUGCCCAUCGAGUGCUCAAAGAUUGUCACAUGUCCUUUAUUCUGCGGCUCUUUCGCUUGCACAACAAGACUGGCUUUAUCACGGCAAUGUCGCAGAAUGCACAAGCCUUUCUCGGCUCAUUCGCUAAGCUGGAGCGCAUCAUGCGAAAGCUCUUUGUCACAAAAGUUUUCCUAUGGCCUCGAUUCCACGCCGCCAUCAACAACUCACUUUCCACGCGACUGAUUCCCGAAGUGAUUGAGGUGAAUAUUCCCAUGACUUCGGCGAUGGAGCAAAUUCAGUUUGCACUGAUGGACCUCAUUUCAAAGUGCGUCAAGGAGCUGAGCAGCAUGAACUCCUUCAUCUACUCGAGCUCUAUGAGCUUGGAAACUAAGGACACCGAGAAUGAGGAUGCCCUCACUACGAUCAAUGUCAUCGCAAAGAGCUUCAACAAAAUUGUUCGCGCCCACCUCGACUCAGUUUGGUUUCAGCUGUCUCCUCGAGCUCGGCGACUGAUUCGUGAUAUUCGCCAGCUGAAGACGCUUCUCUUCCACCUCACUGAACUUGACGCUGUGCAAUUUUACAGUGAACUGAAGCACAUUCGAGAUAAGGUCAGCAUUGACUCCAAUCCGGCUGAUUGGCUCUUCUGGGGACCGACUGACACCUUGUUCAAAGUGGCUGAAGAGAGGGUUUUCCUCGGCAUCAGCUCAGCGGGGAAACGCGACUACAAUAUUGAAAUUAAUCCAAAGCUCGAAGAACUGGAUAAAACAUUAAAUGAAAUCGAAGAGGAGUUUUUAAGUGGCAUAAAAAAGAAGCGCUCCCGAGUGAGUGAUGGCGAAGAUGGUGACGGCCAGACGUUUGAGCCGAUUGAUUCAGACGCAGUGCUGGACAUCAUCAUCGUCGUGGAGAAUCGCUAUUCCAGUCUUCAAAUCGACGCCUUUCGCGACAAAGGCAUGAGCGUCGUCUUGUCUGACAUGAAGAACAAGUGUGAUCUACUGUGCGACAACAAACUGAUGAAGGCACUCUUGAAAGACUCCGCCAAGCCAACAAAAGCGGGCCGCCUUCGUAGCAAUGCAGUGGAAGAGUUUGAGGAGCAGCUGACGCUGACGCAGAUGCUGGCGCAGUACCAGACCGAGGAGGAGACCAUCAGUCGGAAGCACAACCGCCUGCGACUGAACUACUUCGAGUGGGGCGGCGACAGCAACUGCGCCCUCGGUCUGAAGCAGAUGCUCGCCGCCAUUCAGCCGAGGCACGUCCUCCUCUACGAGCCGGAGAUGGCCUGCAUUCGCCAGGUGGAGCUGUACCAGGCGCUGUACGGCGCCCGGUUGCAGGCAAAGUACGGCGGCGUCCUUCGCGUCCACUACUUCAUCUACGUCGGCUCGGCGGAGGAGCAGCGCUACCUGCGCAACCUGCAGCUGGAGAAGGACUCCUUUGAGCGGCUGAUUGAGGAGAAGGCGAAGCUGGCGAAGGCGAUGGACGGCGAUGGCACCGCCGGCCUCCACCCUGAUCUCAUUCGCGGCUCGCAGCCCUUUCUCCACCCGGAGGAGAAGUCAGGCGGCGGAGGCGGCAGUAGCUCUCGAAUGGGCGGUGGGGGAGCUGCCGUCCAGACGAGCAGUGAGGCGGUGGUGCGCCAGGUGCUGGUGGACAUGCGCGAGUUUCGCUCGCUGCUGCCCUCCUGCGUCCACAAGAUGGACAUUGAACUGGAGCCGGUGACGCUGGAGAUUGGCGACUACGUCCUCUCGCCGGACACCUGUCUGGAGCGCAAGUCGGUCGCCGAUCUAAUUGGCUCACUCAACAACGGCCGCCUCUACUCGCAGGCGCAGGUGAUGACGCGCUACUACAAGCGGCCGCUGCUGCUGAUCGAGUUUGACGAGCCGAAGUCCUUCAACUUCAAGGCCCGGUACUGGAGCUCGGCGCAGCACGCCGGCGGCGCCAGCAAUCCCUUCACCACCUCCUCACGGCCCAGUCCACUGCUGCAGCUGUCCGUCCUGGCGAUUCACUUUCCGCAGCUGCGCUUCAUCUGGUCGCCCUCGCCCGCCUUCAGCGCGGAGAUCAUCGACCAGCUGAAGCAGGGCAAGGAGGAGCCCACCAAGGAGCGGGACAUUGUCCGCACCAGUCAGCAGUCGGCGGCGGGCGGCGGCGGUCAGGGCGAGCUGCCCAUCGAGUACAUCACCGACCGGUACGACAUUGAGGCGAAGGAGUUUCUCUUCUGCCUGCCCGGCGUCACCUCGGCCAACAUCUACUCGAUCAUGAACCAGGUGAAGUCACUUGCCGCCCUCGUCGACCUCUCCAUCGAGGAGCUGACGGAAAUAAUGGAGAGCAGCGUUCACGCAACGAUGCUGCACCGGGCGCUGCACAGCAAGCUGGUCAUGCCCUCCGAGUCGGAGAUGGAGAAGGAGAAGGCAAAGGCAAAUGCGAAGAAGCGAUUUGCCUACGCUCGAAAGAAGCCCGCAGCCAAGUGA
This is a messenger RNA of Rhagoletis zephyria (snowberry fruit fly), 2841 nucleotides long. NCBI's taxonomy places the organism in Eukaryota, Metazoa, Arthropoda, Insecta, Diptera, Tephritidae. The record is from RefSeq and is a predicted model, not a curated record.